GCUGUUGUUGGGAAAUAGUCGAAUUGUUCGAGGGAUUUAGAGGCGAGUCAAUACAUCAAUUGCUCCACGAUUUUUCGAUUUUUCGAUCACCUUCCCAGGCGAGCAUAGUAUCUGGAUGGUCUUGGGCUGGAUUUUAUUUUUGUUGUAAAAAUUUACAUGAAAUUGGAGCAUGAUGAUGAUGGGCGCCAGCAGCUAUUCUUCGGGAAAAGGAGCCAUGGAUUCAAAUGGGUCUAUCUACAUUUCUAACUUGCCCCCUGGCACUGAUGAACAAAUGCUUGCUGAAUACUUUGGCACUAUUGGAUUGCUUAAGAAAGACAAACGAACUGGUAGACCGAAAAUAUGGUUAUACCGAGACAAGAUGACAAAUGAGCCAAAGGGAGAUGCUACAGUGACAUAUGAGGAUCCUCAUGCUGCACUAGCUGCUGUUGAAUGGUUUAACAACAAGGAUUUUCAUGGAACAACGAUUGGGGUUUUUAUAGCUGAGUCAAAGAGCAAAGAUGAUCACUCGUAUAACUCAGGAAACCAUGACCAUGUUGGAGAUCCAAGUUUGGCUAGUGAUUUUGGUGGUGAGCUGGAGGAAAGUGCUACCGAGGAUAUGAAUGGAGGCGGAGCUGGUGGCGGAAGAGGUAGAGGACGGGGUGAUGCUUCAGGGAAAGCAUGGCAACAAGAGGGAGACUGGCCGUGUCCUAAUACAAGUUGUUCGAAUGUAAACUUUGCGUUUCGUGGUGUGUGCAACCGUUGUGGAAGUGCGCGACCUGCUGGUGGCUCUGGCAGUGGAGCUGGUGCAGGUGCUGGUGGUCGGGGAAGGGGCCGAGGUAACCCUGAUUCAGUUGGCCAAGGUCGACCAAUUGGUGCUGGUCCACCAUGUCUUUUUGGUCCAAAUGAUUGGCCUUGCCCUAUGUGUGGCAAUAUUAACUGGGCAAAACGCACAAAAUGCAACAUAUGUAACACUAACAAACCUGGUCACAAUGAAGGCGGUGUGAGAGGAGGUCGGGGGGGUGGUUACAAAGAACUUGAUGAAGAGGAAAUAGAGGAAACUAGAAGACGCAGGCGGGAGGCUGAAGAAGAUGAUGGUGAACUAUAUGAUGAGUUUGGCAAUCUCAAGAAGAAAUUUCGUGCUAAAACACAACAAGCUGAACCUGGUCAGGCAGUUCCUGGUGCUGGGCGUGCAGGAUGGGAGGUUGAGGAACUAGUGACAACAGGGGUGAGUGACAGAGAAAGAAGCAGAGACAGGGGAAGGGAGAGAGAUGAGAGGGGAAGCAGCAAGAAUCGAGAUCGAGAUGACAGGGAUAGGCGCCGGAGCAAAAGUCGAGAGAGAGACAGGGGAAAAGAUCGAGAACGAGACUACGAUUAUGGUCGAGACAGAGAAUAUGGGCGGGAUAGAGACCGUGAUCGGGACAGGAACAGGUAUCGUCAUUGACGAUGGUACCGAAGUGUCUGAGUACUGUUUCAAUUUUCAAACAAUUCAAGUUUCCCAGAUGUUUUUGGGUGGUGUGUGUCUCGGGGGAGGGAUGGCGCUUGAUUUGAACUGCAGUCUGCGAUCGUUUUUAGUUUGGUUUCUCAGACUCUUCUUUCUGUAUUUCAUUUUUCUGGAUAGUUUGAUUGGUUUUGUCAUUCAAGGUUUCUUGUUAUCCGUAAUGCUAUAUUGUUGUUGCAGGCUUGGGAUGGAGAAGAGUAAUUUUGUUUUUUGUUUUUUUAAGGGAAAAAUUUGGUUAUCUAUCUGUGUACAAAUUGAAUUGAUUCGACA
Molecule: messenger RNA, 1747 nt
Organism: Camellia sinensis
Lineage: Eukaryota; Viridiplantae; Streptophyta; Magnoliopsida; Ericales; Theaceae
Gene: TAF15
Product: TBP-associated factor 15
Molecular function (GO): RNA binding
Source: RefSeq, a predicted model, not a curated record